AUGAAGAUACCUCUACGAUUUCAAGACGAAGAAGAUUUUCCAACAAUGGAGUCAACAAGCCCAGCAGCAAUCAACCUCUCCACGUACUUGCCCAAAAUAUCAACCUCCAAAUUCACCUUGUCCCCGACUCUUUUCAAGGGGAUGACAAUCUUCUGCUGCGUUCAGGCUAGUCCCAUCAACGGCCACAAAGCCCUUGGGCACGAUGUACCUCAAAAGAUCCUUCCUUUCGACCUUCACCUUCACCCACAGGGAAUCGCCCUCGGCCGUCAUGCCCACGAUCUGACCUGUCCCGUCCACGUGGCCCUGCACAAAGUGGCCGCCCAUUCGAGUGGUCGGGCUCACGGCCCGCUCCAGGUUGACCGGGCUUCCGAUCCCCAGUUCUCCCAGGUUAGUUUUCCGCAGGGCGAUAGGCCGACCGAAAACUCUGACGAGGCCGUGUCGAAUUCAGUGACGGUCAAGCAGGUGCCGUUGACCGAGAUGCUGUCGCCGAGGUGGACGCCUUCUAGAACGGUUUUGGCCCCGAUUUUCAUGGUGAAGCUAUCGUCGUUGUUGUCCAGCCGCUUGACGGUGCCCAUUUCCUCGACGAUGCCGGUGAAGAGGGCCGUGAUUGUGCUUUUUGCGUUUCUGGAGUUGGAUUUAGGGUUUUUGAGGGGUUUGGGGGCUAAUUGUUUCGGCAGGCGGAGGCGAUUGGAGGAGGAGAGGAAGGAGAUGCCUCACCACCCCGGCAGCCCGUCACCACCAUUGCCUGACACCACCUUGGCGCCGCCCGGCCCGUCACCACCCCGGCACCCCGUCAUCACCCCAGUGCUCCGACUCCACCCGACACCUCGUCACCACCGCGAUGCUCCGACUCCACCGGCGCCUCGUCACCUCCCGGCGCUCCAUCUCCACUCCGGCGCCCCGUCACCACCCCGGUGCUCCGACUCCACCCCAGGGCCCCUCACCUCCAGACUCCACCCCGGUCGGAGACCUGGUCACUAA
Molecule: messenger RNA, 981 nt
Organism: Striga asiatica
Lineage: Eukaryota; Viridiplantae; Streptophyta; Magnoliopsida; Lamiales; Orobanchaceae
Source: the annotation of a GenBank genome assembly